Messenger RNA from Orcinus orca (killer whale), 2398 nucleotides. It is a transcript of the gene SERTM2, whose product is annotated as serine rich and transmembrane domain containing 2. The transcript has a single exon. Bases 1229 to 1501 code for a protein of 90 amino acids. Lineage: Eukaryota; Metazoa; Chordata; Mammalia; Artiodactyla; Delphinidae. Gene Ontology annotation, cellular component: intracellular membrane-bounded organelle. The record is from RefSeq and is a predicted model, not a curated record.
UAGGGCAGUGGUUCUCAGUCCUGACUUUACAGUCACUUGUGGAGCUUUUUAAAAAUACCAGUGGUUGGACCCCACCCCAGACCGAUAAAAUAUGACUCUCUAGAGUGGUGACCAGGCCCCCUACUGUGGAGAUUAUGAUCCAGAAAGUCCAGAUGGGGGCCCAGGGUCUGUAUUUUAAUAAGUACUUCAGGUAAAUUUUAUGACCAGUUAGUCUGGGAAACACUGUCUUAACCUAACCUAGUUAUUAGCUGCUGUUCUCUGAUCUGAAUUUUUCUUUAACCUUGUAAUCGGUAUUUACCACUCAGGAAAAAAAGCAUUCAAAAUGAUAAAAAUUCAGGGUAUCAUUUUAAGACUAAUUUUCCCAUAGCAAAACAUUUUGCAACAUAUCAGUUAAUUUUUAUUUCAAAACAAAUUGCCGUCUGUUUUUCUUAGACACCCGAACCUUUUAUUGUUGUUUUUGAUUUUCAGGAAAAUCUGUUGAAGAAUUUUAAGAGUCAAAUCUUCUGAGCCUAGAUCUACUGCUGUCUGCAUCUCUUGAGACCUCCUCCAUCUGAGAAUUACCAGGUCUGACAACACUUUCCCUCCAGCCUACAGUGAGGGAUGUCAACAGAACUGUAGAAAAGUCACAUCCUCUAGACUUCCAACCCUCAAGCUGUGGCAGCUGGAAAGAAACCUUACAAGUGUCAUCCCUAUGGGGGAUCCAGAAAGACAAGAAGGGUAAAAACUCAGAUAUGCUGAGCCUGAAGUAUACAAAAGCUUUUAGAAAAUGCUGAGCCUGAAAUAUACAAAAGCUUUUAGAAAGUCUCCCCACAGAAGAAUCCAAUUAAAUUCACAUAAUUAAUGCACACAUUUAGAUGAGCUGUAGAUAAAAUAGAGCUCUUUCUCCCUCUACCAAAAGACAGGAAAAGUCCGAUUUAAUACUCAUUCUUGUCUCCAUACCAGUAUUAUAAAGCAGUUUCACCAUAUUUAUUUUAAUCAGUAUAUGAGUAGGACUGUGGAAAGUAAAAGAUUUUAUUUAUAUUUUUUAAAAAAUGAUUAAGAAGUUCUGAUAGAAACUAUUUGGGAGGGGGAUACUUGUGCACUGCUGACUUGGCUCUGGUUGUGAUUGCUUUGUGUAUGAGAUCGUUAGAACACCUCCAGCAUAUUCAGAGACAGCCUAAGUGACUGUGGAAUGCCUCAAGGGCAAUAGAAAUCAAAUAGAAAUAGGUACCAACUCAAGUCUUAAGUGAUGACGGAGGUGCAUUUCAAGUACCAUGGGAAUCUCACUGGGCGGGCCCAUUUCCCCACCCUGGCCACAGAGGUUGACACUACUUCAGAGAAGUAUUCCAACCUGUAUAUGUAUGUGGGCUUAUUCCUGAGCCUCCUGGCCAUUCUCCUCAUCCUGCUCUUCACAAUGCUCCUUCGGCUCAAACAUGUCAUCUCACCCAUCACCUCCGAGAGCACAGAAAGUGUUCCUCAAUUUACAGACGUAGAGAUGCAGAGUCGAAUCCCCACUCCUUAAAGUCAGGAAGAAAGUGAGCUUUAAAGGAUCUCAGUGAACCCUUGUAUGUUGAUGUCCAGGAAAGCUGACUUUGUUGCAUGUAGCUUCCCAUGUAGGGAAUCAACAAGUUGUUCACUUAACAAGUUGUUCAUGUUUUCUCUGUGUUAUUCUUUAUCUUGACUCUGCUUGUGGGAUAUCUAAGAGGUUUGACUCAUUCCUUGCCAGGAAUAUAGGAAAUGGCAGCUGGUUGGGAGGGAGGUUUCCAUGGUAACCAAAGAGAGCCUGGGCCUUGAGCAAACCUCAGACUGCAGAAAUUCACAGGCAGCUGUUGUAAAAAACACAUGACCCUGGAGGCUCCAAGAACAAGGAAAAUUUGCCUUUGAAAGGGCUAAUUGUUCAAAGAGGGUAUCCCAAGAAAGGAACAAGUUUUAAUUUAGCAGUUGGACCCUAAAGAAUCACCUCUGCUUACAUGAAGUUAAAUCAUGUUGGAGGUUAAUGGAAGGGACCACAAGCCCUUUCCCAAAGGAGCAGUGAUUUAUCAUCUGUGGCCAUCGGGUUUGUCCCAAAUGCAAGAAGAGUUCUUAAAAGAAACUGUUUCAAUUUAAAGAGCAAGUUUACAAAAAGAAGUUUCUAGUCAACAAACUCAUCUAGAGAGGGAAAAUGUGCAUUUUAUAUCUGUGUUAUUACUAUUACUGGACUUUUAAAAACUCAGAUAAUGGCCGAUGUAUUACAAAAAUCUGGAACAAUGAGCUCCCCCCAGACCAAGGGAAAAUUAAGUCAAAAUGUGCUUAUGAUAAUGAACCUUAUAUUAUACGUGCAGCUUCUUUGCCUUUUUCUCCUUACCCAUCAUGCUCCAGGAUUGAGUUGCACUCAAAUAUAAGCUUUGUUUAAAGAUGGCCUCGGCAGGGCUUACCUGGU